Molecule: messenger RNA, 1346 nt
Organism: Desarmillaria tabescens
Lineage: Eukaryota; Fungi; Basidiomycota; Agaricomycetes; Agaricales; Physalacriaceae
Exons: 10
Coding region: 137-1054 (305 amino acids)
Source: RefSeq, a predicted model, not a curated record
UAUAUCAUCGUGUUAGUGGGUGGCUUCGAUUGGCAUCUGAUGAAACUUUUCGCGACCUUAAAAGCUCGAUGCAUACAUGUUUUCCUGAUUCCCGCAUCUGUAUCCUACGACAUCUUUCAGGCCUAUCGCAACUAUAAUGGAUGACGUGGGUCCCAAAACCAGUUUCCCGGCAAGCAUCUUCUAUGUCAUGCUCUUCGACAUUUUGCAAGGACUGCUCUUCUCGCUUCUACUGCUUGUCCUGUUAACAGCACAAUUUUCUUCCGCUGUAAAACGCUCGAAAACCUGGUUUGUCUUCAUCGGGAGCAUUGUGGGGUGGUGUGCCUCGUAUCUUCUUCUCUUCGGACACCAAAUCGGCGAUGGUCCACCCGUCGGUCUCUGUGCAUUCCAAGCAGCUGUCAUCUAUUCUACCAAUCCAUUUGGCCCUAGUGCCGCCCUUGCACUGGAAUUAGAGCUGUUCAUCAACUUGAAAGCUCUCGUGAACCAAACUGGCGGACUGGGUGUAAAAGGGGUGUGGGGGCUCGUCUUGUUCCCUCUCUUGGUUUACUGUAUAAUGCUCGCUUGGGUGAUUACUGUUGGCCUAUCGCACCCGAAUCUACUGGAACGCGAGCCUGCUCAUAUGUUCUGCCAUAUCAGAAGUCCUACCGACUCGGAGGGAAUUAGUUUGGCCCAACCGUCUGUCGUAAGCGCCGCGCUGGCAAUGCUGCACAAGAGGAAAGUGGGAGCAUCUCAGAGCACGAGCACAGCGUCGCUAUUGUCCACGUCAGAUCUCAUUCGGAGAAACUCGUUUGUGACAGCGCUUACAGUGUUCGGCGUAGUCAUGGCCAUAACGUCGUAUUCACAGCUCUCGGAGGCCAACCCCGUAUGGAAUCUAGCGUUGGCUGGAGUACCGAUAGUUACUUUCUUUCUUUUUGGGACUCAUAUGGACUUCAUCAGAGUCUGGUUUUGCUUGAGCGCUUCGUCAAACCGGACUACCGCUCAACUGCCUGCACGGGAGCCCGCAAUCCCUCUUUUUCGCAUUCACUCACAAGAAAUCCUUGCAGACCGGUCUCAUUAGGGAGCUGAUGUGAAGGAAUGCAAUCUUUUUGUUAUUUUGGGGGGUCUUCUAUCUGGCUCGGCGUCGGCGAGACGUACGAAAUUGAUUGCCACGGACAGCAGCCACUGCCCCCACCUAUACAUAUGAUCUACAAGCAAAUCCUUGAGAAUCGUGCUUGACAUGUUGUUACCGUGACAUUCAACUUCCAUGUUUGGUUUUUUUUUUUUCUAAAUCUCGUCAACUGGCUUGAACCACAUUUGAAGAUCGUGAAAGCUACUGCUAAGAAGGGCACAGGGAUGAAGUUGAUCUAUCA